Molecule: messenger RNA, 525 nt
Organism: Danaus chrysippus (African queen)
Lineage: Eukaryota; Metazoa; Arthropoda; Insecta; Lepidoptera; Nymphalidae
Source: the annotation of a GenBank genome assembly
AUGGAGGAAAAUACGGAAAGUACAUUAUUCAACAUUUGUAGAUUGUGUUUAGUGAAACGUGGAGUUUCUAAUAUUUCUGAUAGAAAUGGAUUGUGCGAUGAUAUUUACAAAUGUAUUGGUCUCAAGAUAUCCCCAACAGACAAAUUGCCUCAGAAAAUUUGCAAAUAUUGUUUAGACAUUGUAGAAAAAGCUUCAGAAUUAAGAAAUAUUGGUAGGAAGAAUGAUAAACAUUUAAGAUUAUUAUUUGAUUGCCCCGAGGAAGAUCCUGAACCGGAAUUGGAAGCAGGAACAUCAAGUGAGAACAGAGAAAUUGUUUCAGAAAAGACAAGAAAAUAUUUCUCCUUAGCCGUUAGCAAAGAUCUAUUUAAAAAAUGCUAUAAAAAGACUGAAGAAAGUAGCAAAGCUCGAAAUUCUCUGGAUCUCAUCCACUCAAUGAAGCCCACAAAUAAAAAUACUGAAAGUGAAUAUAAAUGUCCGCGAGGAACACUGAAGGCUCACAAGGAAACCGUGCACACUGCGGCCUGA